AUCAGUUAAUGAUAUUAGUCUGCUUGUGAUAUUCUGUGUUUAAUUCUUAACCAUAAUGCCCCGCACCUGAAAAUUUUCCAGGAGCCUGUGAAGACCAAGCAUCCGCAGCUUCACUAUGAAUCAAAAUUGUAUAUGCUUCUUCAAGGAGGAACUGGGGUGCCUCACCUGAAGUGGUUUGGAGUUGAGGGAGACUACAAUGUGAUGGCGAUCGACCUUCUUGGACCUAGUCUGGAAGAUCUGUUCAAUUAUUGUAACCGGAAGUUAACAUUGAAGACAGUGUUAAUGCUUGCUGAUCAAUUAAUUAACAGGGUUGAAUAUAUGCAUUCAAGAGGUUUCCUUCACCGUGACAUAAAGCCAGACAAUUUUUUAAUGGGCCUAGGACGUAAAGCAAAUCAGGUCUACAUCAUUGACUAUGGCCUCGCCAAAAAAUUCAGAGAUCUUCAGACUCAUAAGCACAUACCAUACAGAGAAAACAAGAACCUUACAGGCACAAAAAUUUUCGUUAAGAAAAACAAGAAAGGGAAGAUUUGA
This is a messenger RNA of Lathyrus oleraceus (garden pea), 531 nucleotides long. RefSeq names its product casein kinase 1-like protein 10. The record is from RefSeq and is a predicted model, not a curated record. Gene Ontology annotation, biological process: protein phosphorylation. The coding region runs from base 133 to 531 and encodes 132 amino acids. Gene Ontology annotation, molecular function: protein kinase activity; ATP binding. Lineage: Eukaryota; Viridiplantae; Streptophyta; Magnoliopsida; Fabales; Fabaceae. The transcript has 6 exons.